UAAAAAAGAUGAAAAUAUGUUAAUAAUGAAGCAGCUUCGUCUCGAUUUCAUGCACGGUUUCAGCCAGAUCCUAUACACCUUCGAUAUCAAAGCUUCAUUGCUUCUUCUUCUUCCUCCAGUUCUCCUUCCUCUGCAUUUCCAUGUGCAUUGUUGUGAUUUCUAGGAUUCGUACUCUGAUCUUUGUUCUUUAGCUGGUUUGCUUUCUGGGUUCCUUUCUCAUGAACCGACCGUGUCAAUGUAGCGAUCUUCUUUAUGUUAGACUCGGACGAAGAUCAGACUCCGCGAACGGAACGAAAUCACGGGGAGACUGGGAAACGAAUCACUGCGAUUGGAGAUUCAUUGAAAGUUCUCCAAUGGGGCUGUGAAGUUGAUGCAAGCUAAGCGAGUAUGGUCAAAGAAGGGAAGGCAGGCACUCCUGCCAAGCUAAUAGUUGAUGCUCUGCUUCAGCGGUUCCUCCCUCUCGCUCGACGUCGAAUCGAAACCACUCAAGCUCAGGAUGGACAAUAUCUUCGACCAUCAGACCCUGCCUAUGAGCAAGUACUGGAUUCCUUGGCAAUGGUUGCCACACACACACCUGUACCACUUUUAGAGGCACUUCUUCGAUGGAGAGAAAGCGAAUCUCCAAAGGGUGCAAAUAACACAUCUACUUUCCAAAGAAAGCUUGCAGUUGAGUGCAUAUUUUGCUCAGCAUGUAUUCGCUUUGUGGAGUGCUGCCCUCAGGAAGAACUCACUGAGAAGCUUUGGUCUGGGCUUGAAAACUUCGUUUUUGAUUGGCUAAUUAAUGCUGACAGGGUCGUUAGCCAGGUGGAAUAUCCCUCAUUAGUCGAUUUGCGAGGGCUUCUUUUGGAUCUUGUUGCACAGCUGUUAGGUGCUUUGUCUCGCAUCAGGUUUAAUUCUGUGACUGAACGCUUCUUCAUGGAACUCAAUACUCGUCGGAUAGACACUAGUGUUUUACGAAGUGAAACUCUUAGUAUAAUCAACGGGAUGCGCUACCUUAAGCUUGGGGUUAAGACCGAGGGUGGCUUGAACGCAUCUGCAUCUUUUUUGGCUAAAGCCAACCCUCUUAAUCGUGCUCCACAUAAGCGCAAAAGCGAGCUUCACCAUGCCCUCUGCAAUAUGCUUUCAAACAUCCUUGCACCUCUGGCAGAUGGAGGGAAGGGCCAAUGGUCGCCUUCUGGUGUUGAACGUUCACUAAAUUUAUGGUAUGAAGCUGUUGGACGAAUUCGAGCACAACUGAUGCAUUGGAUGGAUAAACAGAGCAAACACAUUAAUGUUGGUUAUCCGUUGGUCACUCUUCUUCUCUGUCUUGGUGAUCCUCAAAUAUUUCACAACAACCUAAGCCCCCAUAUGGAGUAUCUCUACAAGCUCCUUAGAGACAAGAAUCAUCGAUUUAUGGCCUUGGACUGUCUUCAUCGGGUUUUAAGGUUUUACUUGAGUGUUCAUGCAGCUAAUCAGGCCCCAAAUCGCAUAUGGGACUACUUAGACAGUGUGACUUCGCAAAUUCUUACCGUUAUAAAGAAAGGAUUGCUUACUCAAGAUGUUCAACAUGAUAAACUAGUUGAGUUUUGUGUGACUAUUUCGGAACAUAGUAUUGAUUUUGCAAUGAACCACUUGUUAUUGGAAUUAUUAAAACAAGAGAGUUCUGGUGAGGGAAAAGUUAUUGGUCUUCGUGUUCUCCUUGCCAUUGUUACAUCUCCUUCAGGCCAGCAAAUUGGCUCGGAUAUAUUUAAAGGUCAUGAUAUUAGCCACUAUGUUCCAAAGGUGAGGGCAGCAAUUGAAUUAAUUUUAAGGUCGUGUCAUAGAACCUACCGUCGGGCUCUUCUAACUUCUUCAAGGAACAACAUCGAUUCUGUGACAAAGGAGAAGUCCCAAGGAUAUCUUUUCCAGUCAGUCCUGAAGUGUAUACCAUAUUUGAUCGAAGAAGUUGGAAGGAGUGAUAAAAUAACUGAUAUAAUACCUCAGCAUGGAAUUAGUAUUGAUCCUGGUGUUCGAGAAGAAGCAGUCCAGGUACUGAACAGGAUAGUAAGAUAUCUUCCUCAUCGUCGCUUUGCUGUAAUGCGAGGGAUGGCUAACUUCAUCCUACGGCUUCCUGAUGAAUGUUCACUUCUUAUACAAACAUCAUUGGGGCGCUUGCUGGAACUUAUGCGAUUUUGGAGAGCUUGUUUGAUUGAGGACUGUCUGGAAAAUGAGGCCAAUGAUGAGAAGCGUACAGUUCAAAGAACUGAAGGGUUCAAGAAACCAUCAUUUCUUCAUCAGUCAGGAGAAUCAAUUGAAUUUCGUGCUUCAGAGAUGGAUGCAGUUGGUUUGAUCUUCCUUAGUUCUGUGGAUGGUCAAGCUAGGCAUACAGCGUUGGAGUUAUUGCGCUGUGUGCGUGCCUUGCGGAAUGACAUUCGAGACCUUGCAAUACUUGACCAACCAGAUUAUACUUUUAAAUAUGAUGCUGAGCCAAUAUUUAUUAUAGAUGUAGUAGAGGAGCAUGGGGAUGACAUUGUUCAAAACUGUUACUGGGAUUCAGGGCAUCCGUUUGAUUUGAAGCGAGAAUGUGAUGCAAUCCCUCCAGAUGUUACUCUUCAGUCCAUAGUAUUUGAAAGCCUUGACAAGAACAGAUGGGCACGUUGUCUCAGUGAGUUGGUUAAGUUUGCUUCUGAGGUAUGCCCAACUUCUGUUCAGGAAGCAAGGGUUGAGGUUUUGCAACGUCUUGCUCAUGUCACACCAGUUGAUUUAGGUGGAAAGGCCCAUCAAUCCCAAGAUUCAGACAACAAAUUGGAUCAGUGGCUAAUGUAUGCUAUGUUCUUAUGUUCAUGCCCCCCAAAUCCCAAAGAAAGUCCUGCCUCAGGAAAGGCCAAAGAACUUUAUCACUUUAUUUUCCCUUCAAUAAAGUCUGGAUCAGAACCGCGCGUGAAUGCAGCCACCAUGGCUCUUGGACACUCGCAUUUUGAAGCUUGUGAAUUAAUGUUCAGUGAGCUCGCAUCUUUUACCAACGAAGUUUCCCAGGAGACUGAGGGAAAGCCAAAAUGGAAGAGCCAAAAACCACGACGUGAGGAGCUUCGUAUUCAUAUUGCAAAUAUUUACCGUACUGUUGCAGAUAAAAUUUGGCCUGGCAUGCUGGCACGUAAAUCAGUUUUUCGUCGCCAUUAUCUCAAGUUUAUCGAUGAGACAACCAAACAAAUUUUAACAGCACCGUCGGACAGCUUUCAGGAAAUGCAACCUCUUAGAUAUUCACUUGCUUCUGUUCUGAGAUCUCUAGCCCCAGAAUUUGUUGAGACAAAGUCAGAGAAAUUUGACCUUAGAACUAGAAAGCGGCUAUUUGACCUUCUACUCUCUUGGUCUGAUGAUACAGGUGGUUCAUGGGGCCAGGAUGGUCUAAGCGAUUAUAGACGAGAAGUAGAACAUUACAAAUCUUCUCAGCAUGCUCGGUCGAAAGAAUCUGUCGAUAAGAAUCCAUUGGAUAAAGAUCUUAGUGAACAAAUUGAAGUAAUCUGGGCUUCCAUGACUGCUAUGGCUUCACUCUUGUAUGGGCCCUGCUUCGAUGAUAAUGCUAGGAAAAUGAGUGGCAGGGUCAUUUCUUGGAUAAAUAGUCUGUUUAUUGAACCUGCACUCAGGGCUCCUUUUGGUUAUUCACCGGCUGAUCCUAGAACUCCAUCUUACCCCAAGUCCGUAGAAGGCGGCCGUGGCACUGCUGGUCGUGAUAGGCAAAAGGGGGUUAACAAUCGUGUUUCGUUAGCAAAAUUGGCUUUGAAGAAUCUCCUCAUUACAAAUUUGGACCUGUUUCCUGCUUGCAUUGAUCAGUGCUACUACUCCGAUGCUGGCAUAGCUGAUGGUUACUUCAGCGUGCUGGCAGAGGUUUAUAUGCGUCAAGAGAUACCAGAAUGUGAAAUCCAAAGGCUUUUGAGCUUAAUUCUAUACAAGGUGGUGGACCCUAGUAGACAAAUUCGUGAUGAUGCUCUUCAGAUGCUUGAGACUCUUUCUGUUCGUACGUGGGCUGUAAAUGGCAUGGAGGGACCAGGGAGUUAUAGAGCAGCCGUUGUUGGUAACCUUCCUGAUUCAUACCAACAGUUUCAGUAUAAGCUCUCUUGUAAACUCGCUAAAGAUCACCCUGGAUUGAGUCAACUGCUUUGUGAGGAGAUAAUGCAAAGGCAACUUGAUGCAGUUGAUGUCAUAGCUCAACAUCAGGUUCUUACGUGCAUGGCUCCAUGGAUUGAGAACCUUAAUUUCUGGAAACUAAAGGACUCAGGUUGGAGUGAUAGACUUCUUAAAAGCCUUUAUUAUGUCACAUGGCGACAUGGGGAUCAGUUUCCUGAUGAAAUCGAAAAGCUCUGGAGCACGAUUGCUAGCAAACCGAGGAACGUAAGUCCAGUUCUGGAUUUCUUAAUCACGAAAGGAAUUGAAGAUUGUGAUUCCAAUGCAUCUGCAGAAAUAAGUGGUGCUUUUGCCACAUAUUUCUCAGUUGCAAAGCGGGUGAGUUUGUACUUAGCACGGAUUUGUCCUCAGCGUACUAUUGAUCACCUGGUCUACCAAUUGGCGCAGCGCAUGCUGGAAGACAGCAUCGAGCCAGUUGGUGUCGGUUUCAAGGGGGAUUUAAGUGGGAACUUUGUAUUGGAAUUCUCUCAGGGGCCUCUAGUUGCCCAAGUUACUUCUGUUGUAGACAGCCAACCACACAUGUCACCACUACUUGUACGUGGAUCCCUUGAUGGUCCGAGAAAUACUAGUGGGAACUUAAACUGGAAAACAGCUGGUGUAACAGGCCGAAGUGGAUCUGGCCCUCUAAGUUCAAUGUCUCCUGAGUUGAACAUUCCUCCAGUAAAUAUAGCGCGUUCAGGCCAACUAAUUCCAGGUUUAGUAAACAUGUCCGGUCCUUUGAAGGGUGUUAGAAGUUCUACUGGAAGUAUACGAAGUCGGCAUGUUUCCAGGGACAAUGUUGACUAUCUCCUUGACAUGCCAAGCUCUGGUGAAGAUGGGCUUCAUUCUGGGGUUCCUGUCCAUGGGGUGAAUGCUAAAGAACUACGUUCUGCGCUACAGUGUCAUCAACAACAUUCUCUGACACAUGCAGACAUCGCAUUGAUCCUCCUCGCUGAAAUUGCGUAUGAGAACGAUGAAGAUUUCCGCGAGCACUUGCCGUUGCUUUUCCAUGUCACCUUUGUUUCUCUGGAUAGUUCGGAAGACAUUGUGUUAGAACAUUGCCAGCAAUUGCUUGUUAAUUUACUAUAUUCACUUGCAGGUCGUCACUUGGAACUUUAUGAAGUUGAAAACAUUGAUGGAGAGAAUAGGCAACAGGUUGUCAGCCUGAUCAAGUAUGUUCAGUCAAAGCGUGGAAGCAUGAUGUGGGAGAACGAAGACCCGUCGGUUGUGAGGGCCGAGCUUCCUAGUGCAGUACUUCUCUCUGCUCUGGUUCUGAGCAUGGUGGAUGCCAUCUUCUUCCAAAGUGAUUUACGUGAGACGUGGGGAUUGGAGGCACUGAAAUGGGCCAUGGAAUGUACAUCACGACACCUUGCUUGUCGCUCACACCAGAUAUACCGUGCAUUACGACCGAGUGUUACAAGUGAUACUUGUGUGUCUCUCCUUCGUUGCCUACAUAGAUGUCUGGGAAAUCCGGUACCCCCGGUAUUGGGGUUCAUUAUGGAAAUCCUGUUAACCUUGCAGGUAAUGGUAGAGAACAUGGAGCCUGAAAAGAUGAUACUCUAUCCUCAACUCUUCUGGGGGUGCGUGGCUAUGAUGCACACAGAUUUUGUCCAUGUAUACUGCCAGGUUCUCGAGCUCUUCUCUCGAGUGAUGGAUCGUUUAUCAUUCUGGGACAAAACAACUGAAAACGUACUCCUUUCAAGCAUGCCUCGAGAUGGAUUUGAUACUAAUAACGUCAUUGGAGACUUCCAACGGAUUGAUACUAGAAUGGGCUAUGAGAAGCCUCCAUCCACUGGGAAUCUUCCAACGUUUGAAGGUGUUCAGCCUCUUGUACUUAAAGGGCUAAUGUCAACUGUUAGUCAUGGUGUCUCAAUAGAGGUUCUUUUACGGAUUACAGUGCACUCAUGUGAUUCCAUAUUCGGCGAUGCAGAAACGAGACUUCUGAUGCACAUCACAGGCUUAGUUCCAUGGCUCUGCUUGCAGCUCAGUAAGGAUCCACUGAAAGGACCAACUUCACCACUCCAGCAACAACAUAAAAAAGCAUGCUCAGUUGCAUCCAAUAUUUCUAUCUGGUGUCGAGCCAAAUCACUCGACGAAUUAGCCAAUGUUUUCAUGGCGUACUCUCGAGGCGAGAUCAAGAGUAUUGAAACCCUUCUUGCUUGUGUCUCCCCUUUACUCUGCAACGAGUGGUUUCCACAGUACUCGGCGCUGGCUUUCGGGCACUUGCUACGCUUACUGGAGAAAGGGCCAGUCGAAUACCAGCGUGUAAUACUGCUCAUGCUGAAAGCAUUACUCCGGCAUACUCCUGUGGAUGCUUCCCAAAGUCCACAAAUGUAUGCAAUCGUCUCACAGUUGGUGGAGAGCACAUUGUGCUGGGAGGCAUUGAGUGUGUUAGAAGCUCUUCUACGGAGUUGUAGUUCAAUGACAAAUCCACACCCAUAUGAACCAGAGUCCUUUGAAAAUGGACUGAGUGGAGUGAUGGACAAGAUUUUGGCUCCUCAGACAUCGUUCAAGGCUCCCUUACAACAUGGUUUUUUAUCAACGCCUGGAUCAAAUGAAUCAGGAGCCUCAGCAAGAGAGGUGGCUCUGCAGAAUACACGGCUUAUUCUUGGGCGGGUUCUUGAUACCUGCGUACUGGGAAAGCGGAGAGACUACAGAAGGCUGGUUCCUUUCGUUACCAGUAUUGGGAAUUCUUAACUUGACUCUCUGUGAGUAAUUUCUUGUUGUGUAAAUGCAAUGUAUAUACACAUCAAGAGCAGUUUUGUAGGUAGUCUUCAUUCAUAUUCUCAGUACUGGUAACCAUUCAUAUUCAAGCUUGGUAACCAUAACUAUAUUUUCUUACGAAUCAUUGAGACCCCACAGUGGU
Cucurbita moschata (crookneck pumpkin) is the source of this 6985-nucleotide messenger RNA. RefSeq lists its product as uncharacterized. Gene Ontology annotation, cellular component: site of polarized growth; cell cortex. The transcript is spliced from 17 exons. The record is from RefSeq and is a predicted model, not a curated record. NCBI's taxonomy places the organism in Eukaryota, Viridiplantae, Streptophyta, Magnoliopsida, Cucurbitales, Cucurbitaceae. The coding region runs from base 388 to 6816 and encodes 2142 amino acids. Gene Ontology annotation, biological process: cell morphogenesis.